Populus trichocarpa (black cottonwood) is the source of this 809-nucleotide messenger RNA. Its product is annotated as pathogenesis-related protein PR-1. The record is from RefSeq and is a predicted model, not a curated record. Gene Ontology annotation, cellular component: extracellular region. Lineage: Eukaryota; Viridiplantae; Streptophyta; Magnoliopsida; Malpighiales; Salicaceae. The transcript has a single exon. The coding region runs from base 62 to 568 and encodes 168 amino acids.
UAAGUAUAUAAUGACCCCUUCUAAAAUUCCCGAAUGAAAGGUUAAAUUAUUUGUUCUGCAAAUGCAUUCUUGGCAUGCUUCCAUCGCCAUUUUUAUCCUUCUCGUUUCUAGCUCUCAUGCUGUCAUCACCAAACGACCAAAUCCCUACCUUAGCACGGCAAACCGAUUCUUGGCUCCUCAAAAUGCUGUCCGAGCCUCAUUGAGGAUCCGACCAUUAGUGUGGGAUGCAAAAUUGGAACGUUACGCACAAUGGUAUGCCAACCAGAGGCGCUCUGACUGUGCGUUAAAGCAUUCUAAUGGACCUUACGGUGAGAACAUCUUUUGGGGUAGUGGCAGUGACUGGACUCCAGCUCAGGCGGCCGUGGCGUGGGUCUCAGAGCGUAAAUGUUAUGAUUACAGGUCUAAUUCUUGUGCCCAGGGCGAAGAAUGUGGACAUUAUACUCAAGUUGUGUGGAGGAAUACAAGAAGAAUUGGGUGUGCUAGAGUGACUUGUUUUGGUGGACGAGGUGUUUUCAUGACCUGCAACUAUGAUCCUCCUGGGAAUUACAUAGGAGAAAAGCCUUAUUGAAUGUUUCUUGAAGUCUUUGCGUAGUUGUUUUUCUUUUUGUUUUCUUUUUUCUCUUUUGUGUGGAAAUCCAAUCUCAUGUGAUAACUAAAUUAUAUCAUAUGUAUUUAUUGUAAAAUAAAUUUCAAUAUAACAUUAAAAAUAAUUAGGACAAAAAAAAAAGGGGAUUGAAUAAAGCAGUACUACUGCUUUUGCCAGUGGCAAUUAGAUUUUUUUCAAUAUUAACGUGCGGCUUCUUGUUUUU